Messenger RNA from Spirometra erinaceieuropaei, 24894 nucleotides. NCBI's taxonomy places the organism in Eukaryota, Metazoa, Platyhelminthes, Cestoda, Diphyllobothriidea, Diphyllobothriidae. The record is from the annotation of a GenBank genome assembly.
AUGGCAGUCGAAGUUGGUGGUGUUGGAGUGCCAGGUUUCGAAGAACUCUCGUGCCUGUUUGGUGUUGGCACUGGCGACCCUCUCAAUCUCGUCCUACUUGAAGUGGCGGUCGGACUCAAGGAGGUGCGCAAACACGCGAUAUAGGGGGUCACGUCGACGGAUGGCUAACUUGCGCUCUGUUAUGCGGGUCCCAAGUCGUCGACCUGUAUGUCUGAAAUUAUUCAUGAACGGUCGACACACGGGAUGCGGCAACUGGUACUAAUUCGCCGGAUUCUUGGGUGUGGGAUAAUGCUGGGCGUAGGGAGGGCGCCGGCUUACGGGUGAUGGGAACGCUUAACUAGUUUACUUGUCGGGCAAUCGCUUCGGAAACUCUUGGCAUACAGGACAGGAAGCAGAAGCUACACCCUGAGGUAACUGAAUUUUUAUAGAAUUAUACUGAAGGCUGAUUAGUUUUACAACCCUACUUAAUUAAUCUUUUCAGCACAUGCCACGCACAUGCUGACCCUGCACACAUGACUGUGCUGAUGUUGAAACAUUUAUGUCAUAAAGGUGUGACAUUAGCGAAAGAACGGCAAAAGACAAGCUUACUGCAUUCACGCUGUGAAAUUUUCACCAGGCCCAAGGUUAAUGUACACAAACAGAUCUGCUGAAAUCAAGUUAGUAGUAUAUUUAUAGUCAUUUAUUUAAUUCAAUAGGCGGGUUGGGGAUGUCCGGGUUGCCCUGAACACACUCGCAAUAGGAGAAUUUCCAACGUACGUCAGUAAAGAAUUCCGUUGACUUUGUGUGAUGAAAAGGAGGAACGUUGAAUGGUGUGGCACAGUUCCUUUUUAAGUUGGCAGUCGUGUCGUCCGAAAUUAGUCUUUGAUGUCAUUUCAGAAAGAGUUUCCCAGUUGGUAUCCAGAUCAAGCUGCCGUGACGUCACAUUUGUCCUACACGUAGUGAAGCGAUUGACUCAAGACGGUCAGGCGUUGUUUGUGCGUAAAAUUUUUGAUUUAAUGAAAAGCCUUUGUAGCUCGUCCCUGUACAUCUUCCAGAAUGUCUAUAUCUUUUCGUAGCCACGGCCGCCAAGCCCAUAUUCCAGGUGCGGCUGCACAAAUGCCUCAUAAACCGUACAAAUCUGUAUUAAAGUUUACAAACGUUCUUCGCAUCGCCCUCAUAGAAGACAUUGCCAGUGUUCUGACUAUAGAACACUGCGUGGUGACGCUAUAGUCGUCUUCGAUGACUACACCAAGGUCGUUUUGCACAUCUGCGGUUCCAAGUGGUUGAUUGUUCGGGAGGUACUGUCGUGAGGUUACAUUUAUUCCUCGCCUUCAUGAUAUUAUGCGCAUUACCAUAUAUUUUUGAUGCUGAAUUUCAUGUACCGGUGCUCGCUUCAUGCGCACAGAUUCUCCUCUUCCUGUUGUAAUAUUUGGGCGUCUGUUUCAUCUUUUAUUAUCUUCCACAGUUUAAGAUCAUCUACAAACAGCGCUAUAUCCGACUUCACUUCGCGUACAAGAUAAUUUACAUAAUUAAUGGAUAGGAGCGGGACCAGGACUGACUCUUGUGGAAAUGCACUUUUAACAGAUUCCCAUUCUGAACAUAGGGUUUAUGUCGCAUAACUGUGUGAGACAGGUUUGCAAGAAUGCCAUUUGAUUUAUAAAGAUUACAAAUAUGCAAAACAGCUCAAAUAAUGUAUGGCUUUUAAGUUUCGGAUCUUCACUCAUGUCGGGCGGGGGAGGAUUCUGAAACGCAACACAGUACGUGGCAAUGUACAGUAGGUGCGCUAACUCAUGAAAUGUCAGCCGGAAUUUCGAAAGGCGUUUUAGCGUCGAAAAGAUUAAUUAAGAAGGGUUGUAAAACUAAUCACCGUACAGCAUAAUCUAAUAAUAAUCCAGUUAUCUCAGGGCGUAGGCUUUUGAGGGAACUUAUUUCCGACUGCAUGCAGGCAAACAAUCUGCAAAAAAUGAAUACUAAAGUAGCAUGCAAUUUUCUUAUAGAUUUUCGAUGCCCUUGAAAAUUCAGUUAUAUAUCAUGGAAGAUGUUAGCUAUGUUGGCGCAUUUGCUUUCCGUCUGUGCCUGACGACGACUCGGGGGACCGGCGUCGAAAAUUUGCACCCUAAACUUCCUUUCCCAAAGCACACAUUCGACUUCGACUUAUAUUUCUUGGGAUGCCUACCUUCCAACAUAUAUAUAUAUAUAUUCUUUUACUUAUUCUGUGGACAAUCACGUCUUUUUUCAAUUUUAUACUCGAAGGAAGAGUACAAUUCAGUUUUAAAAAAACUUUCUCAAUUCCCGGAUAAUUUUUAACCCCCUCUACCGUCUCACUUGGAUUCGGGGUUUGCAAAUUACAAACCGUAUAUUUUCCGCGUACGGAAAACCACACAUUUCUCUACGGUACUAAAGGGGGACCGUAUAGGUUUCAUAAAAUUAAGCAGUGGAUUUAAUGCAUAUUAUUAACUUUACAAGCCAUAUUAUGAACAGCCAUUUCAUGGUAUCUAAAAUUCACACAAUCAGAAACUUUUUUACAACUGAAGUAUGACCCUCCUUCAAGCAGAAAUCAGGAGAAGACGUAAUUAUCUACCGAAUGAGCGAAAGAAUGAAUAUUUUUAUGUAUGUUUUCCACUAAAUAUAAUUGAACGUUUACGGGCAUCGAAAAUCAAUGAGAAAAAUUUAUGAUAAUUAAGCAGUCAUUUUUUACAGAGUGUGGUUUUUGCAUGCAGCCGGAAGGAAGUUCAUUCGAAAGCCGGCAUCCUGAGGUAACUGAAAUAUUAUAGAAUUAUGUUGCAGGCUGAAAAGUUUUCCAAACCUACUUAAUUAAUCUUUUCGGAACGAAAAUGCAUUCCGGAAUUUCGGUUGACAUUUCAUGAGUUAGCCCACCUACUGUAGGGUAGUAAAAGCGUUCCACGGGUUGUAAGCAUUUGACUAUCUCAAUGCGGACUUCUUGUCAUUCUAAAUCUGCAUGCACGACUGAAGAGAGAGAGAGUGAGACGCCACUAUAAAACACACAACUACAUCGAAUUGCUAAAGGUUGAAUGGCAACAUGUGAUGUCUGAAUGUCUCACGACAAUAGGAGUAAAUAAAGCUUCUGUAACAGAUGUUGGGCCCCGGAGUGCAGGAGGCCAACAAAAUUAUAGGGAAAGUGUCCCCACAUCAGUGAUGCUGAUUGUGAGCCGUUUUAAUGUUCUGGCAGCUUUACCUCUGCUGCGGCAGUGACGACUGCAAAGUGAUGCACCAGCGAAGGCAGGCGAGUAGCAUGCGCUCACUGAGGGUGGGGUGCUUUGCGGGAUGAAGAUCGCAUGGCAGUCUUGAUUCCAAAUGAGUUCACGAGAGAGACUCCGUGUUCUCAAUUUCGACUGACAAAACAGACAUGUCCUUGUGUUGGCUGACUCUAGUCAUGCUUGUUCGUCCUCCUUUUGUGACACUCUUUUUGAAUUUCCCUGGUCCCCAUGAGUGUGACUGUGAUUUUGGGGUGUUUUUGGGCGUCUUCGUCAUCUGUCUGGAAGGAGGUCCUGCAUCAGGUGUCUAUCCAGGAGUACGCGAAGCGCGUGGGCAAAUAGGUUGAUUUUGAAGUAGAAGAAGACACGAUCGCUGGGACAGGGGUUUUAGUAGCCUGACGGUUCGGAUUCCUGCUCGAACCCAUCAUCAGAGACAACGCAGAUACGGGUGGUUCAUGCACAAGGAGUUGCAGUAUUUAAAGGAUGCAGUCGCCAUGCUGUCGCAUAUCNGGUGUGCUGACUGUUCGAUGGCCGACAUUUGCGUCGUUAAUUGCUGCAAUUUCAUCACGUGCGUUGGAUGUUGGUGUGAUGAUUGCUUUACCAUCUGACGCGCUGACCGUGGUGUUGGGAAAGGUGUUCACCUGUGCGCUUCCUGCGUGGCCAAUUAUUCCGCCUGGACGAAGUCUCAGCACCGAGUAUGGAAGGGGAGGGUCAUUGCAUUUGUUAAUAGACUGGAGGCCAGAAAACCAUGAUUCAAGCAGUUCUCGGCUCGCGCGGUUGUCACCUCUAGCGAGAAUUUCGGCCUCGUCACAUUUGAAUGUGCGGCCGGAUCUCGUCGAAUGAGCCGCAACUUGAGAGCUAGCGUCAUUUCUCCGCACCGCUGCAGCGUGUUCGACCAUUCGCGUUUGGAGUUGUCUUCCGGUUUCUCCGACGUUGUUGCUUUGUCUGCAACUGCACCAGAGCCGAUAAACGUCUCCAGACGUUUCCUGCCGUGGCAGUGGGUCUUUUAGUUUCAUUACCUGACGCUUGAUGGUUGCCUCCGGUCUGUGUGCAGCUCCAACGUCAAGUGGUGCGAGAAGGCGGCCGACUGCUUUCGAAACGUUCUUGACGUUCUCGAAGGACGCCAUGUGGCUGGCGGGCAAGGCGGACCAUCGGGGGAGGCGUUCGUCUCCGCUUGAAGAAGUUCAUGAAAUGCUAGGCACAGUGCUCCAAAAAUUAGCGCCUUCGCCAUCAGAGCCGAGUAGUGUCACAGUAAACUGCCCUGAUAGCCACGAGGAAGUUCCUCAUUUUGCUGCGGUCUGCAAAUCCCUAUUUUGCCCCCAACUCAGCCUCGACUGCAUUUGGGUUUUCGCAGGGAAUAAAUGCUGCUUUGUUCCAACAGUUCUGUUGUUGACAUACAUCUUGCGGGUCUUAUUUUCCACGGAAAACAGUCGUUAUUUUUCUCCAUCGAUUUUGUCAGUCUGGGUGACGUGGGCAUGAGAAGGAGUACAUCAGCUUCAUUCAUCAGUACUGAAAAGUUAUUUCCCUAUUCAAUUCUUCACCCGCCUCUUCUUCAAGUCUUGUACUUAUUCCACUGCGCACAUAUUAAACUCAGCUUCCCCAUGUGGGAGUGCUACGCCAUGCAAUGCGUUCUCGGGAGUACAUCUGAAGCAGGACUGCGCAACCGACAGGGUAAUAAGUCCGGGGCUCAGUGGUUAGGGAGUUGAACUUCUAGUUGGCAGGUCUCGGGGUCGAGCCCUAGGGGUUGCACAUCUCGCAGCUGGGUAUAGCCAACUGACGAGGACUAAUAAACCAGAAAUGGCCAUUCCAGUCUCGGAAAGGCUUAAACUGCGCCAUGUUAAUUCAUUCCUCACUAGAUUAUAGCAUGCCGGGGUUCAACGCUGACUCCGAUUGCUUCCGCAAUUUCCAUUCUACCAACUGUUUUGCUUUAGAAGUAGUCAGUGGAGGGUAUGAGAUUGACGUUCUUCAAAAAGGAAUUGAUGAUUUGCACGUGGGCCAAAAAACUCCUUCCAGAAUUAAUGCAGCAAAAACUCUGCUUUAUAACACGUAGACUGCUUCCAAUAUCGUGUAGUGGCCCGUCCUCGGGAGUUGCAUUUCAAAACACCCGAGAAAAGUAUAAUACUGCGACUUAAAAACUAUGUCUUUCUGGGAUUUUGUAUAUUCAGUUCAGUUUAUUUGAGGGAAAUAUAGGUGUUAAACCUUUGAACUCCCUGUUUGUUAAAAGAAGGCGAACAAUAAAAAAAAUUGAAAAUGGAAACAUCAAACGGUUACAGAGUUUCUUCAGAUUGGCAACGUGUUGUAAGCCAGACAGAUAAACGAAUUGUUCCAAGAGUUAAAAACAUUAACGUUACUAAAUGUGCUGUACAGUAGUCUGUCUAGGGAUAGUUGGUGCUAUCUCAGUUUCGGAGGGAGACGAAUUGAAUGCCAACACGCAUUCAACAGACAUGGGACAAUAUUAAAAAAACAAACGUUACUGAAAUACAGGAAGUAAUAUAAUAACAUUAAUAAACUGUUCGAACGAAAUGCUAGACAAUCUGUCAGGUGGCAUUAUGACGAUUGGUGGCAAUCUGGUCCAAGUUGCGCUUAAAAGUCUCCACGGAGGUGGACAUGACGACACCUGCAGGCAGAGCAUUCCAGGCCUCGAUCACUCUAUUUGAAAAGAAGAACUUCCGAGUGUCCAGCUUGGCGCCAGUUACGCGUAGUUUAAGUGGAUGACCUCGGAGGUUCAUAAACAUAAACAUUCCUCACACAGCUAUACAGACUAAACCCUUUAUAUUCUUCAUAUUGACUCAACUUUGAAAAUCUCGGCGCCUUGGUGGAAUUCGAACCCACGACAGUAAGAGGAAGGCUUCAGUACAGCCAAUUACCGGGCAUGCUUAUCCCGUUGUAUAUCUGGACCUAACAUGCAGUCGUAAGACGGCAUUUAGCCGUCAAAACCUCGGCAACUUACGCGGGAUACAAACCCACGACAUUAAAGGGGAGGCUUUAGUACAGCCAACGUUGUAACCGCUUGGGCUACGAGGCCUCGCCGUACGACGCGUGUUUAAUCACAUUUGGAUCAAGUUACCCACCCAACCUACUGCAACACCACCAAAUCUGAUAAAGUAAGUUGACUAUCCAAGCAGGACUUCCUAAAUAAUUCAACUAGAAUCCACCUGAUGAUUACCAGGCUCACAUAAUUCAUAGAUGUUUGGAUGCGAGAUAAGAUUCGUUUAUGUUCUACGCCCAGGAUACUUAACCGCGUGCUCUCGUUUAAGCAGCUUCUCAGGCGCAGCGUCCGUGUAUGAAAUUAACUGGGCAAACCAACCGAGGAAGCAUGUGCCAGAAAUAAAAAGGAGCAUUGGCCGUAGAAAUCCGUGAACCAGCGAACAAUUUGCCGUACACAGCCAGUGGCCGAUCUUAUGAAAUGCUGGCUGAAAUUGUGAAACACUUCAUGAGAAGCCGUAUUUUCUACCGAAUGAGCAAGCAAAUGAAUAUUUUUAUGCAUGUUUCCCAUGAAAUAUAAUUUGACUUUUAGGGACAUCGAAAAUCAAGGGGAAUAGUCAUGCUAUUUAAGUAGUCAUUUUUCACAGAAUGUAAUUUUUCCAUGCAGGCGGAAGGAAGUUCGUUUAAAAGUCCGCACCCUGGGGUAACUGAAAUAUUUUAGAACUAUGUUGCAGGCUGAUGAGUUUACAACCCUACUUAAUAAAUCUUUUCGAAUCAAAGACGCUUUUCGGAAUUUCGAUUGACAUUUCAUGAGUUAGCCUACCUACUGUACUUCAUGGUAUGCCUUAUUGGGCUGAUAGAUACAAUGCUAUUUGAAUGGGUAUUGCAUAGUCUUAUAAGUCACAUAAUUAAAAUCUUUUUUAAAAACUGAAAGAUGCCCAUUAUUUGAGUAUAAAAUUUGAGGAAGACGUGAUUUGCCACCAAAUGAUCACGAGAACAAAUAUUAUUGUGCGUGUUUUGGCAUCGAAAAUCGACAUGGAAAGUGCGUACUACCUGAGUAGUCAUCGUUUGCUGAUUGCACCCAGUACAGGCGAUCGGCAGGAAGUGCAUUUUUAAGCCAACCUCUUGGAGUGUCUGAAAUAUCACAGUCCUGGGUCGCGAGAUAAUACAUACAAAAAACUCACUUAAGUAACCCUUCCUAAUUGAAUACGCAUUUAACAAUUUCGGUUAGCAUUUCAUGGGCUCGGUCACUGACUGUAUACGUUUAGACACCUAAAGCACCGACUUCUCGUGUCCCCACUGUCCCUGCACAUUCACCCCACGCAUCGGUCUGGUCGGUCACCUGUGAAUCAACCUCACAGAGACUGGCGAACUAGUGCCUGAAGCACCCACCAUCACCCGCUGCAUCCUCCUCUAUUGUCCUCACUGCCCUUAAAUUUUCAUGCAAGGCAUGGGCCUGUUCGGCCACAUGCGCAUCCACGAAAACCUGCGAUAGACAACCGCCGGCUGCAUCUCACCACGACACUCUCCCUCGCCAGCAUCUCAUCACACAUCAACAUCAGCUACCGCAAGCAUACAACUGCCACCUGCUAUGCAAGUGGUAAGUGUGAGUCUCCACUCGGUCUCCAUGCACCUCCCAUUGCAUGAAUAACUCGAGCCUUCGAUUAUCCCAGUGUGUUAAGCGCCGUGGAUUUGAAGGCAACUGACUAACGCUCCAACUAGGUUUACGCAGUCCGUCUGGUUGUGUGUGUGUUGUGUAGAUUGGCACACCGGUGGGCGGGGAGCCGGGCCGAAAUAGCUCCUUCCACGGCACUCCCACGCAAGUGGUAGGCGCGCCGUUCAACUCCCCGUUGUGUGAAAUUCUAUCGCUUGUGUCUGUGGAACCAGAUCGUACAUGUAGCGUGCGCAGACAAGGUCACUCGACCAUGCCAGCCACUGCACCCAUUCCCCACAACAGUCAAAUGAACGGCUUGGACACUGACUGGGGCCUGGGAAUGGGAAUAGACAGUGCAGUCGACGACUGCGCGCAUUUGCCUCACUAUAAACAAUCUGACGCGCUUGAAGCCAUCACGGUGCGCCAACAGCCGUGGCUUGCAAGGUGGCCAUCUGAAAGAAUAACUUCGACCUCGCAGUCGGCCCAAUGUUUUGUGUUUGUGUGCAGUAACCGGCUAGUGGUCUAAGAGUCAGGCUGCAAUGGCUACUCUUCAUGCGGUCCCUAUGGUAAUUCCGUUGAGUGGGAUCUGAGCCGGAUGUGGCGGCAUGCCUAGGUGCGGCUUCGGCCACGUCAGCCUCCAUUCGCUUUGUUGUUGUUGACCAAAAACCUGGUUAUUUGUUGUGUGUACCAGGGGGUGUGGUGUGAAACGCCAAGGUGCGGGCUCGGCCGCGUCAUCCGCCUGCGCCCUUCCUCGUCUCCGGUCUUGUUGCUUCUGUCUUAACACAGGGUCUAGCUGAGGGUAGAUUCAGCGCAUGUCUACUCUCACUACAAAUCACGGUUUAGUCACCGUCCCUGCUCCCACCCUGCUGUAGAGCAUGCGGUGGACAUCGUCGAAACCGACCGUCGAACUAUCGUAUACGUUUAGAUGUGCUUACAAUUGAUGAUAGUAGGUUCUUUGGGAAAAGAAAGGACCUUAUUAGUAAAUUUUCCACGUCGGUUUCCCGUGUCGUCGUCAGACUUGAGUAAAUGUACAAAACAGUCCAAAUUUCAACUGUGCUCCGGCGAUUCCGCCAGUGAACUUCCUCUGCAUAUGUUAUUGUGCAUUUUUGGCAUUCGUCUCUUCCACCCUCCCAUAAGAUUUUUGUUCACGGCGUUUAAUUUUAUAUGCCGCUCAGUGCAUGACUCAUUUGGCGAAUGGUUCCAAGAAAUUCUCAGUCUUUUGGUUGGGCAGAGGCCGAUGAUGCGAGUCUUGUGCCAUGUAAAUGCAAGCCCGGUAUCUAAUGCGCGUAUGGCCAUUUUAGAUAGGUAGUCUCGCCUUUCAAACGUCAAUUGAUGUUCGUGGAUGCGUAUGAAGGCGGACUUUGUAAUUUGGCCACAAUAUACGGCAUCACACCUCUCUCCUGGGAUCUUGUAGACGACUUCUUCCUUCUGCAACUAGCAAACCCUAUCCUUAGGGAGCAUUAGCUGACUGCAUAAGGCAGUCGUUGGUCUGUGUGCCACUUGUAUUUGGUGCUUUCUCAGGUAUCUUCGAACGAGUUUAGACACACUUUUGACGUAAGGGAGACUCAUCCAAGUACUCGACCAAAGACAUAGAGGGAGCUUGAGUGCCUUCGUAACCUGGAGAUCUUGUAAAUUCCAAAAUUCCUUCGGUCAGUACUGAACCUCUCGACCCUUUGGUAGCUAACGAACGCGCCGCUACUAGCAGUAACACGGCGCCGUCUGACGAAAGAUCAGAUCAACUGCUACGUGGAGAUAUGGGCAGCAUUUCUGAGGGAGUUACCAAACAAUCUAUUUAAGUCCGUGGGGUAAUUAUGUAGCUUCGAAAAUUAGGUGCAGGUAAAGAUCAAUCACGUAUCUGCUAUCAAGGGUUCGUAUUCCUUUUUGAACGUUGAGGUUUGGAUUCAGAGACGUGCACCAUCUUGUAGUUCCGAACACAACAACACAUUAUUUAAAUCCACAUUCUUGCCAUGUCCACCGGUGACCUCUAAUAGGCCUAAACGGGUGGUUAGUUCGACGUCAAGUCGUAGUACAGUUUCCGUCACUCGAACAUGGAGGAAGUCCAGUUUCUCUAUAAAGAGUUCACCUUCGCGAUUGCUUGCCACUCCCCCAAACUCCAUCCCCCCCCCAAACACAGCUCAUUUCAAAAUAUUCCGCCCCCAGACACUUGAUCAAAGCUGUUAAAACCAGUAUGUCAAUAUUCCCGUCAAGGAUGGCGUUCCCUCUCCAUUUGAAUUAGUAUGACUCCUACCAUCCAGCACAUCUCUACGGUCGUAUUCCCACAGGGCUAGUAAACCCCCCCGGUCCUCAAUAAAUACGUUUUGUUACCCGCCCGUGGAUUCCAUGCACAACUUUGGCUAGCUGGCGCAAAUGCUCAGUUUUCCUAUCCACAAUUUCCUCCUCUUUACCCUUCUCUCUUUUAGCCACAUCAGCGCAUUUGACGGCAUACACUUUUUUUUACAGAACCUGACGAUAGUUCCCGAUCCCUUUGCUCUGUGGACAGUCCACCAUUCGAUGACUCAACUCCCCUCCCAUUAGACACUGACCGUGUUACCCGCAUAAACUUCUCAUUCAAAAUGCCAGAUCCUUGUUAAAUAAGAUACCAUUUCUUCAGCCUACGAUGUUCGUCUACCGUCCAAACAUUGCUUUUGCAACUGAGACAUGGGCAAAGUCUUCUGUAUCUGACUUCGAACUCCCAGUCUUAAGCUUGUAGGUUUACGUACAUUUUCGAUUUUUCCCUUUAAAAUUUCUUGUACACCUGAACCUUUCUCUACUACUGGUUAAACUUGCUGAUAUACACACACAUUGUUUUGGUUUGGGAAGAAGCGUGUUUUUUUGUGUCAGUCUGCUGCUUGGUGUCCUUUUUCGAUGAUUGCACACAAGUGCCUCAAUCGAUUUUAGUCAGUCGCCAGGAAACAUUUUUAUCGUUCGGUCAUAUACAACCAGACGUGAAUUUACCAGAGAAACAAGCUCCAGUAACUGACUUCACCUAGGGGCCUUCUGGACUUUACCCGGAGCAUUAACUCUACGACAACCGAUUCCGGAGGAGGCUUCGUGAGUCUGUACAAUUUCUUACCUUUCGCCGUUUUCCCUAUACUCUUUUUGCUGCCGUUAUUUUUUUUGUAAGAAACGCAGCAUCCCCCACUUAGAGUAGGUAUUUAUUAUUCUUUGUAGUCUUAAUUGCCGUCUAUACAGCAAGGUACACCUACGUUCGAAAUGACUGCUAAGACAGCCGCGGUGGAGUAACCUGCAUCUAUGAAAAUCAAGCACUUGCAUUGUUGCUGCAGGAUCUCCCAUAUUUUUUCGCAGUAGAAGACAGCUGUUGGCUUCGAGUUGCCUGAGAAAGUAAGUACUUAUUAAUCGUUAGCUGGGUCUAUUACCCACCCACCGCCGGUGAGGAAUUUAAUUUAUUUCAUUUACGAGCAUUUCAUGUCGCGUCCGAUUUAAAUCUUAGGCUUUUAUUGGUUGCAGGUGACUUCAGUCUUCCUGAAGUCUACUGGUUUUUAACCCCGGUCCCAGAAAGUUUGAGACCUUGUUCGAGCCUGUGGACAUCGGUACGUGGCAUCACUUUACUAAUCCAUGAAGGUUGUCUGUCUCUGUCAAUAUCACUUUUGCGCCCACCCUACAGUUCAGAACACGACAUGGUUGCUUCUGCAUUUGAAAUCGAAGAUGAGGAUGUUUUUUUCGGAAAAAAAUAUGGCCUCAGUCCCGCAUUCCAAUCAGCUAUUUCGGCAGAAUUAUUUGUACACAUUAUUUCUUCCAAGUGAACUGAUUUCAUCCUAAAUUGAAUGUGAUUAUUUGCAUUACUAGGCUUCGCAAAGUUUUGGAUCGCAUUAUUCAUCGUGUAAUUCCCCAUAAGAAGAUAAUUAUUGUUACAGAUGGGGUUAUCCUCCCUUUUAUCUUUUUCCCGUAGGAUACGUAGGCCCCCUUGUCGAUUUCCUUUGCACAAUGACGUUUAAGUUCAGCCCUUGACCCACAAAGACGUUGUCCCAGGAAAAACGGCCAGGGGUUGGCCUUACCAAAACUGCUCUUUGAACGUCGCAAGACGUUUCCCGCACACACAAAAACCUCAAAAAACGCAACAGCCCAUCCUAUAAGACGCAUUCGGAAAUCCCAUAGCAGACGCUAAGAUAACCGCUCGUAAGUUCAAUGUUUUUAUCCAAAACGUUUAAUUAAAAUCCGAAUGCUUCGUCUCCGAGCCGGCGCCGCACUUUAAACUAAUACCUUUACUCUCUGUGACUUCGCCCUAGCCGUUCGGCCAUUUCGUAGAUUUCACAGUCCAGGCCCAGUUGAACUGGAAGCUCCUUCAUCGGUCUCUCUCAAAUUGUCGCUGGUCGCCGACCUCGACAAUUUGAGAGAGACCGAUGAAGGAGCUUCCAGUUCAACUAACAAGACUGCCCCAAGCGCUGCCUUUGUGGUGGAGGCUCGUAUGUUGUGCACUAUCGGACGUUUUUUGAAGACAAUGUACACCACAUGCGUCGCCUUCCCUCCACUAACUGCUCGCGUCCAGUGUUGUAGGCUGUAUAUCAAUUUUGUCACGCAAGUUCGGCCUUUACGGAAUCUGUACUGGGGAUCACAUAAUUGAUUAUGGUGCUCGAAGAAGUGCACUAACUCUCGAUUUAUUCCUUUUCAAAUAACUCUGCAGCAGAUCACAAAUAGGCCGAUUGGUUCAAAGUUAUUUUAGGAGACUCUGCACCGACUUUAUGUUGCGGUUUGAUCCCUGUAGAUUUUCUGUCGGGAAAAACAGCAGAUUUCGAACGAGGCUGCGAAAGACAUCAAAAGAGGUUUGGCUAGUUCGAACGGAAGGUCAUUCGGGAAUCUGGACUGUACAUUAUCUGGAGCGCGUGGCCUUGGCUGAGUCUGCGUCAACCGCUCUUCACGAACAACGGCUUCCGUAAACGACAAUACAUCAAUUACUGGGCUUUCCACGAAGUCUAAUUCGGAGAGAUUAAUUUCGCUCCCUCUCCUAAAGAUAAACUUAAAAACUGAGAAAUAUACUGGGCUUUUGAUCCGUCUCCAGUGAUUUCUAGGCCUUCAUCAAAGUUUUGUGAUCUCUGUUUCGCGUUCUCCUUUUACCCGACCGAAAAAUAACUUCGGAUUACCCACAACACGGUCCAGGAGGACUUUUACGAAAUCCCGUCGUGUUCCUGGGAAAAUGUGCUUGACUAGGUUUCUCUGGGCUUUUUAUGCAUCCACGUACAGGGGUUCCUGCGAUCGAGAGCUUUCGCAACAUUACAGUAUCCAACCGUACUGAGGGCGUGGUAGCCAAGGUCGCGUGUAAAAUGGGAAUGGUUACAAUACGAGUUUUACGAAGGGGUUGUAUAAAGAAGAACAUAAAAUGGCCAGUAAUGCCAAAAUAUUGCAAAACAAGCAUAAGUAAGACUUCUUGUCUAAGCUGACUUUGGAGCCCCAAAAAAGAACGCUAAAUAAUAAAUAGGAGACAACGUAGGUAAUUAGGGAUGCGGAAACCACCUAGGCGGGAGAAAAUGGCUAAUGAAGGAAAGGGAAUUUAUCCUAGGCUGAGUGACCAACGAGAAAGCAUAGGUACUCUGAAGGUUAUACCGUAAAAAGGGCAAGACAGUCGGCUUGGUGGAGGGCAGUCCACAACAGCGGAUGAUUGCAAAUUAUGAGAUUUGUCGUGGUUUCACCCCAGAAAGAUAAGUAAUUACAAUUUAGGGACGAAGAGCUUGUUUUUACUCCCGGAAAUAUAGUGGGAGUGGAACGCCCUAUUAUAUAGCGGGAAAAUCAAGCAGGAAUAGGCAAUAGGAUCAGGUAGGAAUUCGGGACGGAAGAGGAAAUUCUCGGUCACCAAAAAUGCAAGACAAAUAAAAUAAAGCAAGACUCCGAAUGAAAACGUCAGUUUUUGUCCUAGAAGAAUCCUACUCUUUUCCAAUCAAGUCAAAUAAAUUAGGAUAAGUUGGGGAUGUUAAUCUGGAAAUACGAUUUUUUCCCCAAACUGUACGCCAUAAAUCAACUAAACUGGGAUUAGUUCGUGAGCAUUCUAUCCGCCCGAAUGAUUUGGGAUGGAAGAUAAAGCCUACUCUAACUCUUUAAAGGGAAAAAACGAUAAGUUAGAUAAAUUGUAAUUAGCCGGAGAAAGAGGUGACUGUGUGCAUAAGUAAAAGCGUUGCAUUCGAGAGUAGCGAGUUUGUGGUGGAUUCUAACCAAUCGCAGAUCAGUGUCCAGGAAGCCGUGGUGGAGGGUGGGGUCGCGGGAUGACAACACAACCAUUUGCGAAAAUUGAAACAGCAGUUAACUUCGCCGAUGUACAGGAGAACUGUCGACGAGAUAGCUUGUUUCCAUAUCGUCCGGAAUGUCGAUUCCGACGGAGUAUGAAACUGCAGGGACUACACCAACACGCAGACGGCCACGUGUUCAUUUGGGCAAACGCGAGCCCACUAGGGGUAGUGUGAACGCAAUCGGUAUUUGGCAGUAGUAGAAAAACAACAAAGAACAUUUUGAAAACUUUCUGGAAUUCCUGAAGAAAAUCUGGCUAUGUCGGUGAGCGACCCAGCCGGCGUAAGCCUCACAACGGUCGUGAAGAGGCACGUCAUAUUUUGAAGUCAGCGUAAAGUACAAUGAAUGUCCGACCUGUUAAUCAGAGGAGACACAGAGGGGGAAUGACGGAUAUCCGCCGAAGACGUUUUCAAAGCUGUUCAUAAGUUGGUCUUUUGUCUUCCCACGAAGUAUUCUAAUAUUGCGCAUAAUAAUCUCUCCUUCUAUUUAUUCCGUAACGACGCAUGCCCGAGGAAAUUGCAAGCCAAACAACGGAGCAGGCGGGGUCGGUCGGUAAGGGGCAGGCGGUCGUGGGUCACACACUUCAAGGGAUAAUUAAGAACCAAGGAUAAUUUAAAGCCCGUUGAUGUCAACCAGGCAUGUAUCUCAAACGGAAAGAGAUGUCGUAACGAUGAUUAGAAGGUGGUAGGCAGAAAAAUAUAACUAUGCGUAGACAGCGAAGCACCGAGUGAGAACUAAAAUACGGUAGUCGAGUACAUGCUGGAGCAUAUCUCUAAACAAGGUUGGACAACGGAAUAACAUAAUGUAAGCAGCUAAAUGCAGAGAAGAACCACCGUCCAAACAAGUAAAGCCGAUCGAAACAUUGCUACCGAAAUCUCUGCAUUAGGGAUGUAGGACAGAAUCAACAGGGGGUACGAUGGUACGUCACACAAAUCUCCUCAAUAGUCUCCGUUAUUUGUUUGUUUUUCUUUUUAAUGCAUACAUCGACCAGUAGGGUUUGUUGCUCAAACACAUCCGUGAACUUAAGCACUAGUUUCGGAGGAAAAUAGUCAAUAAUUCAUUUAACCAUUUCCAAUCUUCUGAUAUGUCGCCAGAAAAAAGUUAAUUGGCAGGUUACGCAGUUUACUUCGGUUUUCAUUUGGUCGAAAUGACCACGCCGAAUGUUUUUUUUUUAUAACAUUGAUGAGUUGACCCGGCAUUAAAAAUAGGGAAUACUCCCAGAGAAAUACCAUAAGAUUGCCUUGACCUAUGGGAGAUAGAAAUUGGACAUGAUUAAUGUUGUCCAGCGGCUGCGUGGGCAUCACGUCUGACAGUUUAGCGUAUGCCCCUCACAUACCUUUUUCUGAAGCAAGACAUGUUGGGUGACGAAAACCUGAGCGUCAUGUCCAGUAAACGGCGAGCAGCCGUUAGUCCUGGGCCAAGUGCAUCUACUAAGCUCCAGACAAACGACUGAUGGAUCAAAUUCACCCAUUAUUAAGACACCAGGCUAGGCUCUCGCCAAAGUGCUUUGACACAUACUAUUCUCGGCGGUUCGGCAAUAGUUUUCUAUUCUCCCUGCUUUUCGUCCUCUCAUCUCCUACAAACAGCGUUUUUUUCUGCUAGUUGCUUCAGUGAUUAGAUUGGAUGCAAUACAGUCGCAUUUUCCUUAAGAGCGCUGCGAACUAUCCCGGAACCCAUAGACACAAAAUGCAGAUUCAGAUCCUGGAUUUUUACUUCAGAUGACCGAGUCUAUUAGUGUUUUUCUGCACACAUUUGAUUGGCGUUAAAGUCUGUCCGCAGCCGUUGUGUUGUUCGCAGAGUUGUUCGUGUCCCGGUGAGAACUUUUUUAUGCAUUCCUACUGUUUAUUAGCACAGUUUUGCGAACUUUCGAUCACAUUGUAUACAUAGAGUCCGAGAAAUGGUCCCUGCCUUACACCUCCUUUCCACAGGAACUUAUUUCCUGCCUUUUCUGGACUUUGUAACGUCCGUAACGUUAUACAAAUGCCUUUAGAGGGGAUUUAUGAAAUAAGCCAAGGCGGAAUGUUCUAGACACAAAUUCCGGGAGUCGGUCAAGAAUUCUAGUGGGCUCCCAAACCAAAACCAAUAAACCUCCGUGGAAUAACUGCGUAAUGUCUGUUCUAUAAAUGAUUCCGUACCGUUCCACGUGGAACGUGUUUUCAAAUCUGACUUAGCUACUGUCGGAUAAGGCUUCUAAUGAUAUUUCAGCUAAAAUUGGCCUUUGAUGUCAUAGAACCAUUUGGCCCUAAUCGAUGUUUUCCCCAAACAACACCGACAUCGUGUUGACUGCGCCUCUGAGCAUAUCAGCAAGCUGUGUAUCAUGCAAAGGGAAUAGGCGUUUUACAGGUUAAAUUACUCAAUUUUUAGAUGCUUAAACUGUGAGCGCACGUGUCUGAGAUACUCCUUUUUAUCAUUGGUAUCAGCACCGCUCGUUCCCUCUGAUGAGCCUCAUCUCUGUUUUUUAUACUGGAGUUUCGAACAUUCGACAGCCUGGUGUGAAGAUGCAGUAACAGCAAAAGAAGUGAUUACUUGGGCUUUACCACAACCAUGUUUAUUUUACGUGUUUACCCCCUAAGUAAUGGCUGGAAUGUCCUAUGGACGAGGAUUACUGCACCCUGCGUUUUGGUAUCGGAUAUCAGGUCCCCAAAGUCAUAGAAUUGGUAUUUAAUACACGGACUUAGUACCGGUUGACUGGUCAGUUUCGCGCUAAAGGUAGGGCAAACGUCUUUCUUCUGUCCUUCGUGUUGUGUUUCAAAUCUGGGUCUUCUUUGGUAGCAGUGUCUAACGCCCAUUUUUACAGUCAACUUAGCAGCGUUGUGUUGUCGAAUUUCGGCGCAAACUUCUUUUAACCACUUCGUGUUGUCACCAUCACUGCGUCUGCAAAAGUAGAAUCGAUCAUUCAGGAGAAACCUUGCGGACUUUGCCAUUUUCAUAAAUUACUUUGCUGUUCUUCCUUAGACAGCUUCAUGAAGAUUCCGCAGAAAACGUUUUUGACUAAGUUGAAGCCAGGGUCCUUAAUUAGCGCUUUUAGAAGAACAGUCACCCGUGCUUGCCAAUCAUCAGAUUUACAUCUUGCUGAUAACUUGCCCCUGAUUUAUCAGCGUUCUUCCCCUGAAGGCGCAUCUUAUUAGUUGCAGUAGCAGUAGCGAGAUGUAGCAUUCGUCUCAACAACUCUCCCCACUGUUGUAGACAAUUGGGUGGUAAUGAGACGACUCUUAACCACCUUUUCUUCCAUUAUUUUGCGUAGACGGGAAGUGGCCUAAUCGACGCGCAACACCUUGCCUUGAGAUGGGCGCCAUCUUUGGUCGUCACCGUCGGUCUCGUGUUACUGAAGAGGACAAGGCCUUGCUGCAGUUGAAACAGCAGCGUGACCAACUUAAACAAUACAAGCAACGAGUGAACGCUGCUAUAACCAGGGACGACGCCGCCAUUAGACAGUUGUUAAGGCAGCAGGAAAGAAAGUAAGCAAGCUAUUUUCUCUUCACACUUGCCCUCCUUUGGAUCGACACUUCGCUUUAUUUACUCAAUCAUUCUCAUAAAUCUUCCCUGCGAUACCUAACUGUUAUCACUCCGCCUCUCAUAGUCAUCCCGCUAACCUUCCCACCUUACCCGUACCCUACUUCUAGUUCCACAUAUCGCCUUUACUUCUGCAAUACGUCCCAUUACACCAGUUUUUUCAACUUUCAACGCACACUUUGCAUGCCUCAUGAUGCGACAGAACAGGUAUCAUAUAUGCCCCUCGAUCAAGUCGUCGGGCAUUAUGUUGCAAUACCUACUGUCUGAAGGCUCCCCUUUGCCCCACUGUGCCAGAAAUUCACCACUGUGCAGUUUUUUGUCCUUCUCCUAGGAAGGCUCUGCUUCUGUUGAAGAAGAAGAAAUAUCAGGAGAAACUCCUAGUCAAGGCAGAUGAGCACCUCACAACGGUGGAGGGACUGAUUCAAGAUGUAGAAUUUGCACAGGUUCAGGUCAAAGUGCUGGAUAGUCUGAAGAAAGGCAAUGAGGCCUUGAAACAACUCAACGCCCUCAUGAAAUUGGAGGAUGUGGAGAAGAUUAUGAGUGACGCCCAGGAAGCGCAGGCCUAUCAGGAGGCAAGUUACCACUUUUGACUCGAUUGCUUACUCCCCUCUCCUGCCAGUCUUGUUUAACUCGACAAGGCGGGGAGUCAGACGUAGCACUGACACGGGUCGAGAUCCGCUGUUGAUGGGCAGUGCUUUUCUGUCAACCCCCUUCCUGUGAGACUUCCUUCUUAUCUAAAAGGUUCAGGUACGGGUACUUGCACGGGUUUGUAUUAAGGCGUGUGUAGUUAACCCCCGAGUUGGGGACAUCAUAAUGCGGCUGCUCCUAAAAAUCCUCCACUCGGAGUUUCAUUCCGGAACAUCGAGGACCGCCGGGUCCAGCACCAUCUCCGGACCUGACUUAACCACAUUAUCAACGAUUGUUUGCCUGGGGCUUUGAAAGUGUACUUGACCAGGGAGAGCGUGCGAGGUUAAUCCUUGUCUCACUUCGAAGAAUUACAUGAGAAAGCAUAGAAAGUCUGCUGUUACGGUGACAUUUGUUCGCAUUUUCGAAACAUUUUGGAGGUGCGUGCAUUGUCCCCUAGAGAGCAGUGUCCGGGUGAGAACACUGUGUUCUGUCAUUUUGGCUGUUAAGAAGAGUGUGCUGCCUGGUCCCCGCAGGCCGGCGCAGUGGCCCAAGUUUUUAUUUCGCCUUCUCCAACCAGACUAAAUGGACGCGCAUAGUCAUCUGUGACAAUUAAUAAAGACAGGAAUUAUUGGUACCAUUAUCACUUAGCCGACAUUACCCAAAACCAUAACCUCGUUGUUUAUGCAUCGAUUUUCUGCACGAGCCGUGACAGAAUUUUUUGGUACCAAUAGAUCCUGCCCUGCAUGCUUGCUUCGGCUUCGUACCGGGAACAAACUGCUUCAAGUUAGUAAAGACUGUAUCGUUUGUCCGCCAAAAUGGGUCCCCAUGAUGUGUCAGCCAAACUGUUCUUGUAGGACGAUCUGAAACUGUGUGAAUGACCGGAAGUAUUGUUAUAGUAGCAUAGGACACAUUUAGAAAGGGUCAACACAGUUAUACGCGACUAUUUUGAGAUCGAAUGAUGGGGUCUUCAGAGUAAAGUGUUAUGCUAUUGUGAUGUUAUGUUAUUAUUAUUACCAUUAUUAUUAUUGUGUCACGUUCAGAACCCUUCUACCGUGUGUGCAUUCGGUUUAUGAUUAAGCAUGUUUUAUGACCACCGUCUUGAAACACCUCGAAUAGCUGAGGUGGUGUGCAUUCCGAGAACCUCCUUUAACACCGAAAUAUGCUCCGCCUUUCAACAGAAACGUUCAAGGUAGCGUACUUUUCCGCAAAAUGUCUAAACGGAUUUUUGUUAUCUCCAGGGAAAAUCAGAAUCAAAAAGUUACUUCAGUAUAUUACUAACUAGUAAUUAUGUUCUGAGUGAUUCCGUAUUUCGGUGGGAGAUUCCUUACCGAAGUACCUGAAUGUCACUCGGUAUAUGUAAAUGUAAGGCCACAUCUUACUUGCGCAAUUCAGGUAAACCUUUUAAGACGCUCUUACCCAUUUAAAGGCGGUUAUAAGUAGCUCUGAUCUGUGUUUUGCCAAUUUUGUGACCAUUUGGAAUAAUUAACCAGGUCUCCAUGAGAUCUCGCCUGCUCUGUUCAUUGCAUAAUCUACAUUCUCCCGCUAUUACAGGAGUUGACCAACCUGUUGGCGGGCGUUCUCUCAUCAUCCGAUGACGCCGAGGUGGAGUCCGAACUGGAGCAGCUCCUGGCCGUCGAUGCGGACAAGCUUCCAGAAGUGCCUCGAACGGAGGUACCCAAGCCAGAACCCACAGAACACCGGGCCAAACGGGCGGAAAAAACAAGUCACGGUAGGUUCUUGUCUAGGAGUAGGCUAGUGUCCUUUUUAACUGCCUGAAUUAGCUGUCAAGCGGUGUCGCUCUCUUGGAAGAAGUUGGGGUUUGGGGUGCGGACUCAACCAUGCCUUUUGAAAUUGUUCUCUUACACACCAACAGACGCAGAUCGGCAGCAUAAAAUUACUGCAAUAUUAAAUUGUAUCUGAUCAAGUCAUGAGCUCUGUGGGUCGUGAAGGAAGUUAGAAACAUCCUGGAUUCUGGUUCCGCCCUGCACAGUAACCCAGAAACAAAAUGGACGCCGAGAACUGAUAAUGACGAAUACAAGAGAGUCUAAAAUGACCAUUUCUGGCGUAUUUUCCGUCAUCGGCCGGCGAUGCUCCAGCACCCUGGGGACUUGGGAUUUAAACCCGGGUCUCUGUGUGACAGCCCUCGACGACUCCCGUCGAGGACAAGACGAGGAAGUCCAUAUUUCGUCCUACAAUCAGGAGGCAUCAGCGAGCGCCGUUUACGUGUAACAUGGGAAUCACUGUCAUAACACAUGCUUUCUAAGCUGCAUGUGCUGGGCAGUCGGUUUGACCGCAGUCUGUAGCAUCUGGCAGUUCUCUUAACAUUACUUCUCAGUUUUCAGCUUAACCGUGGAGUUCAUAUUGUCGGCUUCUUCGAUUGGGAAUCUAGGUUGCCAAAUGUGGUCGGAUGAAGCUGACAAAAGAGGUCUCAUGGACAACAUCGCUUUUCAUUUGAGCACCAUAUUCGAAUCCUUACAACCGGCCGAUGGUUAGGUCAGCCCUCCGUGGUCAGUUACGCACGUAUUCGAAGCUGAACGCCAUGACAGUGAGCUGUCCAUCUAACCGAGUGCGUUUGAGGUCAUUUUUACAUUGCGUGUUCUGGGAAGACGAUGAGAAUUCAUCGGUAGCCUAGCUUUACACUACCUGACGCGUUCACAACUGGCAGAUAGUGGAGUGGUCUUUAGUGAAACCUAGCUGCUAAGUAAAUGUACACCAUCUGUUCUGACGAAUAAGCGGUCGCAGUUCAUGCAACGGUGCACCAGCCGAGCGAAUACGUCACCUAUAAAAGUCGGUCGCAAAUCGACGCGCUAAUACAUGACAAGUAUUGCCCGCCAUUGAGGUUAUACUGGUUGUUGUUUGGUAAAAUGUUUUGUCCCUAUAUUAGCGUGUUGGUGUGUCCGAAUCUAAGGCUACUAGAUCAUGCCACACUACCCGGCCGAAAGACCCACGGCCAGAAACAUCUGGAGUCGUUUACCAGGUCCAGUUCACUUGUACACAAAACAACUAUGUUGGAGAAACCGGAAAACUACUCGAGACGCGGAUAACUGAACACGCAGCAGCAGUAAAGAGGAAUGACGCCAGCUCAUAAGUCGCGGCUCAACCAACCACACGUCCAAAUUGGACAAAGCUGAAAUUCUUACUAGAGGCAAUAAGCGUGUGAACCGCUAACUGUUCCAGUCAUGGUUUUUUGGUCCUCAAUCAACAAAUGCAACGAGCUCCCCACAACUUUGUGUAGGUAAAGCAGUUAACCACGCGGAGUGUGUGGGUGACCACUUUUCCUGGUGCCAGUGUUGGCGAACCAAAUUGCACGGUUAACGAAAUCCGGCAGUCAGCAACUCGUCUGCGUGCGAUGAGUAAGGGAGCCAAUAAUCUUGACCGGAACGUAGGCUUAUAGCAACUGCAUACUUCAACACCUGGCCAGUCGAACCAUGAUGCACUCGGGAACUGCCAACUGUAAUUGACAUGUAGUGGCGUAACACCUGCAUCCCAUAAAUACUGCAACACCUGGGCGGCCAACUGCCCUUAUCUGGCUCUGUAUCUGAUUAUGGUUUCGAGUGCGAAUCCGAAACGUCAGGCUAAUAAAGCGCCUGUUCCAGAGAUCGUGUCUCCUCCUUCUUGACUACCUCCUGGGACCCGCCUCUUCGCUUCUAUUAACACAUUGCCAGCUCCUUUUGUAUGUUUUCAAAAGACCGUAAUCAUGUGCCAUCUUUCGCCAGCUCCCGUAGGUUGACUAGCCUGUGUCCGAGACCUCCUUUUACGACCCGCAGUUUGCGAUGGUAAGCUACUGCCGACAGUUGAACAUUGACGAAGUCCACCAUGUACCCCGCAGAGUGGAUACAGCACUGGUGAUUUGACUUGUGUCUAACACCAACCGCCCUCUCUCCGCUCUCAGUCAUCUGACUCCAAUGACAAGGCGGUAUUAAGACGACCGGGGGCGGGCUCGCGCGCACUGACUGACGUGACCAAACAGCCCGUCUGUGCGUGCCACACACACGACCUGGUCAACGCAGCAUUAUCAGGCCUCGCUGAGGGCGGUCCGUAACACAAAUAUGCAGGAGUGUCAUUGAAUCAACAUUAAGACGGGGCCAUUUCAGCCCGACUUUCAGCUCUGUGAAGGACCCAGUUAUCAUUGGCACGUCGGGAUUAAUUCAGGCACGUCAGACUUGUUAUGGUAAGGAAUGUGCUGGUGGAUUUCCGACUGUCGACCCUGCCUUCGCUUCGCCCUCCCAUGCACCAGUCGACUGUCCAAGCCUGUUAAUCAAGGGGUGGUGGAAUUGGACGCAGUGACUCGACGUUGGGGCGUAGAACCACACUCCCUAGAAGAACGGCGGUAGAUACAGUGAGGGACCGAUCUCAUGAAAUGUUGGCUGAAAUUCUAAAAUGCGUUUUCGAUUAGGAAGGAUUACUUGGUCGCGGUUGUAAUACUGAUUAUCUUGCGGCAUACUCUUAUAACAUUUCGGACUCGGCAGGAUGUCGGCUUUUAAAUGCACUUCUUUUCAAUCUCCUGUGGAAAGCGUGCUCGGUAAAAAAAAGAACGACUACUUUAGUAGCACGCAUUUUUCCCAUUGAUUUUCGAUUGUCUUGCAAAUUCAGUUAUAUCUUUUAGAAAGCAUAAACAACAAUAUGAUUUCUUCCGGUCGUUUGAUAGAGCAUUACGACUUCUUCCUAUUUUGUACUUCAGGAGGGAGUAUAAUUAGGUUUUAAAAAGUUUUCUAAUUGCGGAAUAAUUUGGAGUCUGACCAUUCGUUGCAUUAGCGCUUAGUGAUUUCACUCUACAAGGUGCAUGCGUUCCGCGUAAAGAAAAUCACAUAUUUUUCUAUGCCACUAAAAGAUAUCAUACAGAGUCCAUAAACUUUUGCAAUGGAUACGGACCAUGCAGUACAUUUCAUGAGGAGCAGUGGUAAACGGCCAGCUACGUUGAUAUGUGAAUGGACAUAUCGCGGUCUUAAAAAAAGUCAUAAUUAGAAACUUUCUUAAAACCUAAUUAUACCCCUUUCUUAAGUAUAAAAUAUAAAGAAGACGUGAUUCUCUAUUGAUUGACUAAAAAGCGUAUUUUUGUUUAUGGUUUCUAUAAAAUAUAUAUGUAUUUCCAAGACCAUCGCAAAUCAAUGGGAAAAAUGCAUGCUGCGUAAGUAGUCAUUUAUUACCGAGUACGGCUUCUACGCGAGAUAAAAAAGCAGUGUAUUCAAAAGAUGACAUCAUGCAGCGUCCGAUCUGUUAUAAGAUUACGCCGCAAGGUAAUCAGUAUUACAACCGCGACCACGUAAUCCUUCCUUAUCGAAAAGUCCUUUAAGAAUUUGAUCCAACAUUUCAUGAGAUUGGUCACUUAUUGUACAAAUGUUAGUAAAAAGGUCAAACCGGCUUCCCGUCCUAAAAUACGCCCGUCAUUCUGAGCACAUCUAAGCAUUUUGAUUUCAGUACAUCAGCUUUUUCUAAUGUAUGUGCUUUUACAGGAGUAUACUAAAAGUUCCAGCUUCAACAGAUAGGAUUUGAGAAUGGAAAAAAUGAGUGAUAUAUCUGUGUGCACGGUCUCUGAAGUAAUAUGUAUGUGAAAAAUUAGAAUUCGCUCUGGGAUCGCCUGAUCGUUUACCUAGUGUACAUAAAGGAAUCGUUUUUCCUUUCCAUCCGCGGUCCAAAUCCACGUGGACAACAACCGCUGGCUAUGGCGGAGGCGAGUGCAAAUCGGCCCUGUUUGCACAGAAGAACAUCGCGGUUACCAUGGUCCAAAGCCAACAAGCCAGUCGUCGACAGUGACAGUGACCGUCAUUCUAUUCCCCUACGCCGGCCUAUGUAUUUUGGUUAUUUUAAAUUUUAAUGCAAGCGAUUACGCCUGAAGAGAAUUGGUCAAAAGCAGGCUUAUGAGGGCCAAAUUGUCUUUGGUGUUUUUCAUCGGGCAUUUUCGCAAAUUCAAGCAUAACUUCCGUGACCGGCGCUGAGAAAAAUAAGCAUGCCUUACAGCCAACUGAAGCCCGCGCUCUCUCCUCCCUCAAAGAAUCCAAUUUCCCACAAUCGUUUUUUGACGGACGCGCAGAAGAAGUCAUGGACACACUCAAAGAAAACGCCUUCUACAGACUUCACAAAUAUCUUCACCUUCGAGGAACAACCUAGACAACCGGCUAUGGUCUACAAUGUAGUAUAUAAAUAUAUCAAUAAAUAUAUCAAUAAAGCAGUUUAUAUGCAUCUGAAUUGCCAAAGUAACUAGUCAUAUAUGCCACCCAAAUUUCAAACUUUGGUUUUCUCGAAGCAUCGUUUUUAGAUCCGGUCUGCCAGUUACUAUUUGACCUCGGAUUCUCCACUCCAGUAACGAUGCAGACUGCGCAGCCUAGUUUACGCGUGCCGUGAGCCAGCCUGAUUUAGCGUUGUGUUUGUUGAUUCUUCUUUUCCCGCCGACUUGUCCCUGAUUAUUCGAAGUCUGUUCCCACCACCGUUGAGGAUGGGACAUGCUUGCUUGCCCUGUUUAUAACCCGAGGCCGAUGACAAAGCACUGUUUUCGCUGUGUUUUUCUGAUGUGUUUCGAACCUCACUUGAGAUGCAGACGUUGGUACUUCGCAAGUGCGCACAUCUUCCCUGGCGGGUUUCUGUGGUUGGGAUUUUGUGUUCGCGGCCCAUCUUCCGAGAGUAGCGUUUGUGCAUAGCGUCGGUCCUUAAUGAAGCAUCGUUUUUGUCCUUUCGCUUUUAGCUCAUGGAGAUCGUCACUCUUCCUCGCCCUCUUCAUCCCAUCACCGAAUGGCUGUUGAAGCUACCUAA